Messenger RNA from Polistes dominula (European paper wasp), 1157 nucleotides. RefSeq lists its product as uncharacterized. Gene Ontology annotation, molecular function: zinc ion binding; oxidoreductase activity. The record is from RefSeq and is a predicted model, not a curated record. NCBI's taxonomy places the organism in Eukaryota, Metazoa, Arthropoda, Insecta, Hymenoptera, Vespidae.
UACAGCUGUUUUUAGUAUGAGUUUUGAUCUCGAAUUGAGAGUGUUAAAGAGUGUUAGAGUAUUGUCUUCUGAAAAAUAUUAAAAAAAAAACAUGGAGUAUCUAUCGUUCGAUCCAUCAAGUAAAACGCUAACUUUGAAAAGGACAUCGAUUCCUAUUCCAAAACCGGACGAAGUUCGAAUUAAAGUCGCUUAUUCUGGAAUUUGUGGGACGGAUUUGCAUAUUUUGGAAGGUGCAUUUACAUGCAAGCAAGAUGGACCUUUUACACUUGGACAUGAAUUCUGUGGUAUAGUUGAUGAAGUUGGAAAAGCAGUAACUAAUUUUAAAGUUGGUCAAAGGGUUACGGUAGAUCCUAACAAUGGAUGUUAUAAGUGUACUGAUUGUCAUGUUGGAAAUUAUCAUUUUUGUAAAGACGGUGGAUUAAGAAACACUAUUGGUAUUUUUCGAAAUGGUGGCUGGGCAACUCAUGUCCUUGUUCCAGAAUCUCAGGUAUACUUAAUACCGGAUAGAGUUCAAAUGCAUCAAGCUGCACUUGCAGAACCAUUAUCUUGUUUGGCUCAUGGAUUAAAAAAGAUUGGUACGAUACAUGUAGGAUAUCAAGUUUUGGUUAUGGGAGCAGGUAUCAUUGGUCUUCUCUGGUCUUGCUUGUUACAUCUUCGUGGAUUACGAAAUACAGUAACAAUUAGCGAGCCUCAAGAAAAACGAAGAAAGAUGGCUUCUCAACUUGAUUUAAACUACAAGCUAAAAGAACCUAAUCAACUUGCAAAUGAUGAGUUUGAUUUAGUCAUAGACUGUAGCGGUUCUGGUCCUGCUAUGGAAGCCGCUAUGAAUUUAUUAAAACCUGGUGGUUGUCUUUGUGUUUUUGGUGCAGCUAAUCCUAAAACAAAAAUGUCCAUCGAACCGUAUAAAGUAUUCAAAAAAGAAUUAUCUAUUGUGGGAGUGAAUAUAAAUCCUCAUACGUUUCCUAGAUCAUUGGGUCUUUUGGAAGCUAUGGGUGAUCAAUAUUUGGAUUAUGAAAAAUUAGGUAUUAAAGUUUAUACGCUUUCACAAUAUCGUGAAGCUUUGGAAGCACUAAAAAAAGGUGACAUUAGUAAAGCUGUAUUUAAAUUGUAAUUCUUGUAUAUACAUUGAAUAAGGUUUAUUAAUCAAAUUAAGAAAA